CCCGCAGAUCGGUCCCUCCCGAGGGCCGCGGCCUUAACUCCCGCGCAGGCGCAGAGGGCGAAGCAAGAUGGCGGCGCCCGUGGAUCUGGAAUUGAAGAAGGCCUUCGCCGAACUACAAGCCAAAGUUAUUGACACUCAGCAGAAGGCGAAGCUUGCAGAUAUUCAGAUAGAGCAACUGAACAGAUCCAAAAAGCAUGCACAUCUUACGGACACCGAAAUCAUGACACUCGUUGAUGAGACUCACAUGUAUGAAGGCGUAGGAAGAAUGUUCAUCCUUCAAUCCAAGGAGGUCAUUCACAACCAACUGUUAGAGAAACAGAAAAUAGCAGAGGAGAAGAUUAAGGAGCUGGAACAGAGGAAGUCAUACCUGGAACGAAGCGUGAAGGACGCCGAGGACAACAUCCGGGAGAUGCUGCUGGCUCGGAGGGCCCAGUAGGCGGAGGUCAGCCGGCCCCCUCCCCAUCCCCGCCCCCCGUCCCGCCCCCCCGCCGCCGGCUGGCCGUGAGGGGCGACACCGGGAGCACCGGCCCGGCGGAGCAGCAGGCACCGGACGGGCGGGCGGGACCAGCCGCAGAAGCCGGCCGCCUCCGGGCUUCCCCGUGGGGGGCUCGGGCGGCCCCGCCGCCUCUGGUACCAGGCCAUGGGGGGCAAAGCGGUGUCCCGCUCACCCUCGCCCCCCGGGGUAGUCCUCGCACUAUGGACGUUUCGGGGUACGUUGUGGGCCCCCCCCCGAGUGACUCCUGGCUGGCAGCCGGGCCUGCCGUGGUUGGGGGAAAGGGAGGAGGGAGCCCUGGACCUAAAAGCUCAACUGUUACUACUUCGGGGGCGCUAAUAAAAGGUGCCCAUCCCAUCCUGCUAAA
Ornithorhynchus anatinus (platypus) is the source of this 860-nucleotide messenger RNA. RefSeq names its product prefoldin subunit 1 (gene PFDN1). Gene Ontology annotation, cellular component: cytoplasm; prefoldin complex. Bases 68 to 436 code for a protein of 122 amino acids. NCBI's taxonomy places the organism in Eukaryota, Metazoa, Chordata, Mammalia, Monotremata, Ornithorhynchidae. Gene Ontology annotation, biological process: protein folding. The transcript is spliced from 4 exons. The record is from RefSeq and is a predicted model, not a curated record. Gene Ontology annotation, molecular function: protein folding chaperone.